Lottia gigantea (owl limpet) is the source of this 519-nucleotide messenger RNA. RefSeq lists its product as hypothetical. The annotation marks the transcript as partial. The record is from RefSeq and is a predicted model, not a curated record. The transcript has a single exon. NCBI's taxonomy places the organism in Eukaryota, Metazoa, Mollusca, Gastropoda, Lottiidae.
CUGGUCAUUACAGAACUGGGCCGUAUAAACCUGGCCAUUACAGAACUGGGCAAUAUAAGCCUGGUCAUUACAAAACUGGGCAAUAUAAAGCUGGUCAUUACAGAACUGGUCAAUAUAAACCUGGCCAUUACAGAACUGGGCAAUAUAAGUCUGGUCAUUACAAAACUGGUCAAUAUAAACCUGGUCAUUACAGAACUGGUCAAUAUGAACCUGGUCAUUACAAAAAUGGAUAAUAUAAACCUGGGCAUUACAGAACUGGGCAAUAUAAACCUGGGCAUUACAGAACUGGGCAAUAUAAACCUGGGAAUUACAGACCUGGGCAAUAUAAACCUGGGAAUUACAGAACUGGGCAAUAUAAACCUGGGAAUUACAGAACUGUGCAAUAUAAACCUGGUAAUUACAAAACUGGGAUAUAUAAACCUGGGCAUUACAGAACUGGACAAUAUAAACUUUGGCAUUACAAAACUGGCAUAUAUAAACCUAGACAUUACAGAACAUGGCAAUAUCAUUAUUAGCUAG